This is a messenger RNA of Erigeron canadensis, 2058 nucleotides long. Its product is annotated as chaperone protein dnaJ 10. The record is from RefSeq and is a predicted model, not a curated record. The transcript is spliced from 10 exons. NCBI's taxonomy places the organism in Eukaryota, Viridiplantae, Streptophyta, Magnoliopsida, Asterales, Asteraceae. The coding region runs from base 676 to 1836 and encodes 386 amino acids.
CUUGUGAAAAUUCGGUACAUUCGUUUUAGAUCCGAAAUACCAGUACCGGUACCGUAUCUAUAUAAGCGGUACGGUAUUCGGUUCUCACUUUGGACCAUUUUCAGUAUCGGUAUUACUCAGUACGGUACCGAUCUCAUCCCAAACUGAUGAAUAAUUGAAACAAAAAUGAAAAUGAAUGUGAAAAGCAAAUUGAAAAACAGAUGGUUAUGUUAGAUAAUUGCUUUGACACACCUAUAGUCAUAUGCCACUUCUUGAAUGGUCUAUUAUGUGUGGGGUGUUAAGUAUUGUACUAUUGUGUAUAGUGGUUAUUGGGGUCAAGAAGUGGGCUUAAAGUCCAGACCCAAGAAGGUAACAUGGAACCCCAUCUACAAAAAGCAAAAUCGUGGGGAUUUCAAAAAGUAGUUGAAAUCAUUAGCACCACAUAUCAACCGUUAAAAUACUGUUUCCUCUCCCGCGAAAAAGCUUUCACAAAUUGCAAAAAAAUACAACCUUUACCUUUUUCCCAUUUCUUUAUUCAUUCUUCAGUCCUGGAAAGUUCACUUACACCUCAUGGUUCUGUCCCUCUUUUCUCUCUUAACUUUUCAACAUUCUAUUCUGUGAAUCCCAAGAUCGUCCACCCUCGAUUUCAGGGAUUGAUUUUUUCGGGUGAUUAGGAAAACUUUGAAGUUCAGAGUGAUGGUGAAAGAAACCGAGUAUUAUGAUAUUCUUGGUGUUAGUCCACUUGUAUCUGAUGAUGAUAUCCGGAAAGCUUAUUAUUUGAAGGCAAGACAAGUUCAUCCUGAUAAAAAUCCAAAUGAUCCUCAAGCUGCAGAGAGAUUUCAGGUACUUGGCGAAGCUUACCAGGUUUUGAGCGAUCCUAUGAAAAGAGAUGCAUAUGAUCGGAAUGGGAAGGGCUCCAUAUCAAAGGAUACCAUGCUUGAUUCCACUGCUGUUUUUGCUGUUCUUUUUGGAAGUGAGCUAUUUGAAGACUACAUAGGACAUCUAGCAGUAGCAACAAUGGCUUCUGCAGAAUUAGUUGGUGAUAAUGACAACCCGGAAAUAUUGCAUGAGAAAUUGAAGACCAUCCAGAGGGAAAGGGAAGAAAAACUGGCUAGAUCACUGAAAAAUUUCAUUCAUCAAUAUGUUCGAGGUGAAAAAGAAGAAUUCUUAUGUCGUGCUGAGGCUGAGGCAGAACGACUUGCACAAGCAGCUUUCGGAGCAAAUAUCCUGCACACAAUCGGAUACAUAUAUGAAAGACAGGCUGCACAGGAGCUUGGAAAGAAAGCGAUUUACCUUGGGGUACCAUUUAUGGCAGAGUGGGUUCGAAACAAAGGACAUUUCUGGAAGUCGCAGAUUACUGCCGCGAAAGGUGCUUUCCAGCUACUGCAACUUCAAGAAGAGGCACGUCGCUCCUUUAAAAUGGAUGGAAAUGGCCCCGUGCACGAUGCUGAAUCACAUCUUAAAUCCAGCAAGGAUACACUCAUGAACUCACUAUGGAAGUUGAAUGUAGUUGACAUUGAAGUUACCCUUUCACAUGUUUGUCAAAUGGUUCUUCAAGAUACUAAUGCCAGGAAGGAAGAGCUUAAAGCUCGUGCAACGGCUUUGAAACUUCUAGGAAAAAUAUUCCAGAGAGAAAAACAAUCACAAAACAUAGGAACGUCAAAGAAGAAAAUAGCUUCUGAUAGUCAUGAGGAUACAAGCAGCUCGGAUAGUAGUGAUGACGAGGAUACACCACGGUCACUCAACUUCAGAGCCCCUUUGCUCACACAGGGAAUUGGUAGGCUAUUCCGGUGCUUGUGUAACCCAGCAUAUGAUGUGGAUGAUGACGAUGAAAUCGUUUACAAGAGCAACAAAUGAUAUGAUGACUAGAACCAGACCAUGGUUACAGAUUGGUCAUGUAAAGCGAAAACAGAAAGCAAAGGGGACAUGAACGUCAUAUACAGAGGAGGCAAUCGGUUGGUUAAUUUGAAUCUUGUGUGUUAUUAUUCUGUUGAGCCUUCCUUAUGAAACAUUGAUAAUUGAACAUAUGAAGUUGGUGGUGUAAACUUUUUUAUGUGAAAAAAUGUUUAAUGGCCCCUA